Phaeoacremonium minimum UCRPA7 is the source of this 483-nucleotide messenger RNA. Its product is annotated as putative metal tolerance protein 3 protein. Lineage: Eukaryota; Fungi; Ascomycota; Sordariomycetes; Togniniales; Togniniaceae. The transcript has a single exon. The coding region runs from base 1 to 483 and encodes 160 amino acids. The record is from RefSeq and is a predicted model, not a curated record.
AUGCAGAACUCUCUCCUCGCCCACGUUCUCCUCUCCCUCUCCGUCUUCCAGGCCGUUUUGGCCGUGAGCGUCCCCGCCGAUGCCCCCGAGAUUGUUGCUCGCCAAACCGCAGCCGUCGGCACUGGCUCCAUGCCAUUGCAGUGCAUGGAGUAUAGCCGCAUCGCCAACCUCUCUACAAUUGGUGCAAACAGCAGCUACCGAGCGCCGUUCAUGGCCGCAUCCCCUGUCGGUACCUCGAUUAACGCGGCCAUGCUCGACGCCGCCAUUGCCAAGCUGCCUGCUAUGACGAAGGACCAGGCACUGAACGACAUGUGCGGCAACCUGACAACUGUCGCGCUGACCGAGGCCGAGCGAAACCUCACACUGCGUACUGUGGCCCAGUUCGACAACGUGCCUGCCAUCACGGUGGACAAUGGGCUGGCGGUCGUCUUCACAACCGUUAUGGGCAUUGUACUGAUUUGCGGCACUGCACUGGCAGUUUGA